AUUAGAAUAGAAGGUGCAUUCUUUGCCAAGCUGGUUGCAACAUUACCGAGUGGCAAAACCACAUCCAGCCAUUCAAUGGUGUACAUCAGCAGCUCCAUCAGAGCUAUGUACCUGUCAUAUAAGUCGCUGCUUAACCUCGGCCUACUAUCAAAGAAGUUCCCCUCACCUGAAGGCACACAGAACAAUAGUGCGACGAACCGCCUAAAUGCGACACCCGCACCCCUGUCAACCAACGCCAAUCGGUUCAUCAACAAUGGCUGUGAAGGACCACAAACUUCCAGUCAUGCCGCGUGCUCAUGUCCCCAGCGAACGGCCCCAUCAUUACGUCCCGCUGAGCUGCCAUUUCCUUGCAUCCCAGAAAACAACAAACAGAUGAAAACCUGGCUCCUCGAGAGAUGCGCAUCAUCAGCCUUCAAUACCUGCCCUCACCAGGCAUUGCCAUGCAUGGAUGGCCCACCUAUC
Molecule: messenger RNA, 462 nt
Organism: Pocillopora meandrina
Lineage: Eukaryota; Metazoa; Cnidaria; Anthozoa; Scleractinia; Pocilloporidae
Source: the annotation of a GenBank genome assembly